Molecule: messenger RNA, 3929 nt
Organism: Varanus komodoensis (Komodo dragon)
Lineage: Eukaryota; Metazoa; Chordata; Lepidosauria; Squamata; Varanidae
Gene: KBTBD8
Product: kelch repeat and BTB domain containing 8
Exons: 4
Coding region: 150-1955 (601 amino acids)
Biological process (GO): neural crest cell development
Molecular function (GO): protein binding
Source: RefSeq, a predicted model, not a curated record
GUUCUUUGCGGAGCCGAGUUGAGGCCGCGGUGGCGGCGGCGUUAUCCGCGGUCCACGGAGACGGGAACACGGAGGGGGAAAGUAGUGGCGGCCCUCCCCCGGUGGUGACAGUCUCUCUGGGGCCUGCCUUCCCGCGCUCGCCCCGCAGGAUGGCUGCCGUGGGAGAACAGAGCAAGUUUUCACAAACAUUGAAUGGAACUCCUGCUUCAAGCACAGUCAGUGGUGGUAUGGAUCCUUUCCAUGCUUGUAGCAUUCUCCAGCAGCUGAAAACAAUGUACGAUGAAGGACAGCUGACAGAUAUUGUCAUAGAAGUGGAUCAUGGGAAAACCUUUUCCUGUCAUCGAAAUGUUCUCGCUGCAAUCAGUCCUUAUUUCAGAUCAAUGUUCACUAGUGGCCUUACUGAAAGUACCCAGAAAGAAGUUCGAAUUGUUGGUGUUGAAGCAGAGUCGAUGCAUUUAGUACUGAACUAUGCAUAUACCUCCAGAGUAACACUGACAGAGGCCAAUGUCCAAGCUUUGUUCACUGCAGCUAGUAUCUUCCAGAUUCCUUCUAUCCAGGACCAGUGUGCUAAAUACAUGAUCAGUCAUUUGGACCCUCAGAACUCAAUUGGAGUGUUUAUCUUUGCUGAUCACUACGGGCAUCAGGAAUUGAAAGUCACAUCACAAGAUUACAUUCGUAAAAAGUUCUUGAGUGUCACCAAAGAGCAAGAAUUUCUCCAGCUGAGGAAAGAUCAACUUGUAAGCAUACUGGACAGCAAUGAUUUAAAUGUAGACAAGGAAGAACAUGUCUACGAAAGCAUUAUAAGAUGGUUUGAACAUGAGCCCAACAAAAGAGAAGUCCACUUGCCAGAAAUUUUUGCCAAAUGCAUCCGCAUGCCCCUGCUGGAUGAAGCAUUUAUAGAGAAAAUUCCUCCCAUGUUUGCACAGGCUAUAGCCCAAAACUGUGUACAGAAAGGACAAACUAGUGCCAAUGGCUAUACCCAACGACUUGGAAUGACUGCUUCAGAAAUGAUCAUCUGCUUUGAUGCUGCCCAUAGACACUCAGGAAAGAAGCAAACAGUGCCUUGUUUCGAUUCUGUCACAGGGAGAGUGUUCAGACUAUGCCAGCCACCCAAUGAUUUGCGAGAAGUGGGGAUUCUGGUGUCACCUGACAAUGACAUUUAUAUUGCUGGAGGAUAUAGACCGAGCAGCAGUGAGGUCUCGAUAGACCACAGAGCAGAAAGUGACUUUUGGAUGUAUGAUCAUUCAGGCAAUAGAUGGAUUCCUAAGGCUCCACUACUUCGGGCCAGGAUAGGCUGCAAAUUGGUUCAUUGCUGUGGUAAACUGUAUGCAAUAGGUGGUCGAGUUUAUGAAGGAGAUGGGCGCAACUCACUAAAAUCUGUGGAGUGUUAUGACGGCCGAGAGAACUGCUGGACAGCUGUUUGUCCCAUGCCUGUAGCAAUGGAAUUUCAUAAUGCUGUGGAGUAUAAAGAGAAUAUCUAUGUUUUACAGGGAGAAUUUUUCCUCUGCUAUGAUCCUCGAAAAGAUUAUUGGGGUUUUUUAACUCCCAUGACUGUGCCUAGGAUCCAGGGUCUGGCAGCUGUCCACAACAACUCCAUUUACUAUAUUGCUGGAACCUGUGAAAACCAUCAGCAUACGUUUACCGUAGAGGCCUAUGACAUUGAGUUGAAUAAGUGGACUCGAAAGAAAGACUUCCCAUGUGACCAGUCUAUUAAUCCAUAUAUUAAACUUGUUGUCCUGAAAAGUAAACUCCAUUUGUUUGUUCGAGCUACUCAAGUCACUGUUGAAGAGCAUGUCUUCAGAACCAGCAGAAAGAAUUCUCUUUAUCAGUAUGAUGAAGUUACUGAUCAGUGGCAGAAGGUAUAUGAGACCCCAGAUAAACUCUGGGAUCUUGGACGUCAUUUUGAAUGUGCUGUUGCUAAAUUGUAUCCACAGUGUCUUCAGAAAGUUAUUUGACUUUUCUGUCUUCUCCUUUCAUUGGUAAAAGGCCUUAGUGACUUUGGUAUUUAAUGAUAGCAGAAAAAUCUGUUUUUAAAGAAAAAACAGUUCAAUUUUGUCAGUAUUUAAUAUGAGCUGAAAUGGAUGGCUUUUUUACAUGAAGAUGGGUGCUCUUUAAAGGUUGCAGUGGGGAGGAGGGGAUUAGUAGUUUAGUUUCCUAAUGGAUGUUUUCUUGCAGAGUAAGGAGUGGGUUACAAAGUGCAAUUAUCAGCAUUUUCUCUACUAGAAUUAUUUGAUCAUGUUGUUCUAGAGUGACAGUUUGACUUAAAAACAAGAAUAGAUGGAUUGGGGUGACUGCACUAUAGCGAGAGCAAAUCUAAUAAGAAUAGCUAAGGUGAAGAGAGCAAGUUUGAAAUUACUUAUUUAAAAUACGGGUAAAAUUUGAGGCAAUAUCACUAGUUUGCUAUUUUAGAUUCAGUGACACCAAGUAGACAAAUACCUGGUUCUUACCUCUUCCAUGUGUCCUGAAAUACUGUAUGCUUAUACUUUGUGGUGGCUUAUACAGAAAUAGAUACACCUUCAGCUGAACAUGAGCUCCUUUAUGAAAAAGAGAUGGCCCAUAGCAGGUGGCUGCAAUGCUUCUCUUCUGUGAGUUUCAUUUUGGUGCGUGCGUGCAUGUGUGUGUGCGCGCGCGCAAGGGGGUGGGAGUGGGGGGUCGGGUUGUCUUAAUCUUCCAGUGGUAUCACGAGAGCCAUCUUCUGCCAAUUAAAUGUAGAGCUUCAAAAGCAGUUGAGCGUGUUGGUCAUUCCAUAAAGGGCUUAAACCCUAUGGUGCUAGUACAUUUUUAAUACUUGUAAGUCUGAAAUGGGUCAAAUGGGACUGUUUUAAAGCAGUCAAUUAGUAUUAAUGUCUCUAGUCUUAAGCAUGCCUCUUGCUGCUUUGUGUGUUAGCCCUAUUUUAUUUGGCCUUCUCUUGCAGAACUAGUUCUUCCAUGGAAUGGAGAUAGGCUAAGUAGUCUGAAUGGCUGUUGAGGGAGAGAUCCGUCUCCUAGAUUAAGCGCUGUAUGCACUUUCUUUGGUCCAUCCUCCAGUAAUUCUGACAAUGUAGCUUGGGACACUUCCAUUCAGGCCAAAUGGACUGAGUUAGGUUGCAAUUCUGUGCCCAGUUAACUCGGAGUAAGCGUCAUAGAACACAAUGCUACUUCCACGUAAACAUGCAUAAGAUUGCACAGUGAUGUAGCUGGUGGUUGGGUGCAUAAUACUAGGCCAUCUUACAGAACAUGACAUGCUAGCUUAUCUUAAGUUCCUUCUGGUGUCAUUUUGGCAUGUGUUUGACUUGUAGCUGAUGGAUUCUCAUAAAACAAUAUUGCCCUUAGUCAUUCUAAUGUAAAAGCGGUUCUGGCUGUUGCUAGCAUGCUUGGACCCUUCUAGCUGUGGCUGAGUCUCUUGCCGUCCAAUUCUCUCUGAAAUAAUGUGAAAGUUUGCACUAUUGAGCUUUUUUGUGCCCCAAGGUAGCUACUUUUGGAAAUUUACACAUGAACCUUUGGAAUGGAGUAAGAGUCUAGGUCCUUGUGACUUUGUGUCUCUAAUUCUACAUUUGAAUUGACUAAUUUUUCACAUUGCUAAAUAGAUGGAUCUAAAAAAAAAGUAAUACAACAUCUCGUAAUUGGCAGUUCUUUGCCAGGGAUGAUAAUUGUUCAAGAAUGAACCAUGCCCUGCUUUAUCUUAGUUUGGCUUCAGUUUUGCUUUAAAGGGUGACAUGGCCAUAAUCCUAGGCUGGUUACCACUUUUGACUUGAUAAAUAAUUUGGUCAAGCUGUGGUUAAAGAGAUUGAAUUUAGAACAGUGUUGGUUCAGUAAACAUGGGGUUGUAAUCCCUAGAAAAGUUUUAUGUUAAUAUGGUUCCACUUGACUUUGUAUUUUUUAAUAUGUGCACAAUAUAUUGAAUGCUCAACUGUGAAACUAAAAGGAUAAUAAAGCCUCCUUCUGUUACA